This is a messenger RNA of Ylistrum balloti, 1653 nucleotides long. Its product is annotated as nuclear speckle splicing regulatory protein 1-like. Bases 1 to 1320 code for a protein of 439 amino acids. The record is from RefSeq and is a predicted model, not a curated record. Lineage: Eukaryota; Metazoa; Mollusca; Bivalvia; Pectinida; Pectinidae. Gene Ontology annotation, biological process: regulation of alternative mRNA splicing, via spliceosome. The transcript is spliced from 8 exons.
AUGGCGGCUCCAAACAAAAAAUAUGGUUUGUUCCUACCAAAGAACAAGAAGUCAACAGUGAAGACCACAAAUGUUUUUGAUGAUGAUAGUGAUGAUGAUUUACCAGGAAUGGCUCUGGUCAAUGCCACAAUCAAUAAAGAGGCCAACAAGUCGAAGGUCAAGAGACAGACUCAGAUAGCUAUAGAUCAGGCUCUGGAGCAAGACCCUAAUAUCUACGAGUAUGACAAAAUCUAUGACGUCAUGACGAACACUAGAUCUGAAGCUGAAGAAAGAGCCAAGGCCAAAAAGGAUAACAAGCCAAAGUAUAUUGCUGGUUUACUGAAGGCAGCAGAGAAACGCAAACUUGAGCAAGAAAAGGUUCAGGAAAAGAAGAUACAGAAGGAACGAGAGACAGAAGGAGGAGAGUUUGCAGACAAGGAGGUAUUUGUAACUGGGAAAUACAAAGAGAAACUACAAGAAAUGGAAAGAGAGGCUGAAAGGGAGAGGAGAGAAGCUGCCAUGGAGGAACUUCUUGAUGUGAAGAAACAGAAAGACAUGAGUGGAUUUUACCGAUAUUUACUGAAUGAAAAAACAGGACAAAGUAUUCACAAUGGAGAUCCAUCUGCUACAAUGGUGAAAACAGAGCCUGAGACUGAAGCAGAUAUAAGUCGGGUGAAAACAGAGCCAGUUGACAAAGGUGCAAUAUCAAACAGAACCAAACACAGCUCAUCAUCCAGUUCAUCUAGUGACUCAUCUGACUCGGAAGAAACAGAUACAAGACAUACUAAGUUAUCUAAAGGAAGGAAUCAGAAAUCAAGGUCACCAAAAAGGAGAGAUAGAUCAAGGUCACCAAUGAGGAGACAAAGGUCAAGGUCAAGAGACAGAAGAAGGUCAAGGUCACCAUAUUUAUCCCAUAGAGACAGAGAAAAUAAAAGAAGUUAUGAUAGUGCCAGUCAGCACAGACGCUCACGAAGGUCAAGGUCAAAUGACCGUCAUUCUGAUAAAUAUUUGCAAAGGGACAGGAAAAAGCGUUCAUCGUCCAAAGAUAGGAUAAGUAAAUCAUCAGAACAGUCAGUUUCUAAUGAUAUAAAGACUAAAGACAAAAGGCCAAGAUCAAAGGAGAGAUAUACAGAAAGACAGGAAGAAAGAGACAUUAAAAACACUGAACAAUCAAAGGAGUCUGGCAAAUCAGAAAAAGUGAAUAGUGAAUCAGAAAUGAAGUCAAAGUACGCCAAACAUACCACCGAUAAAAGUUAUAGUGAUGCUAAAGCACGGUACCUGGCCAGACAAAUAGCGAAGUCAAAGGCGAGACCACAGACAGAUACAUCAGGAGCUAGUUAACUAAAUGUACACCUUAGGAGUUAACUGGUUAUAGAUAUCCCAGGAGUUAACUGGUUAUAGAUAUCCCAGGAGUUAACUGGUUAUAGAUAUCCCAAGAGUUAACUGGUUAUAGAUUUCCCAGGAGCUAACUGGUUAUAGAUUUGCCAGGAGUUAACUGGUUAUAUAUAUCCCAGGAGUUAACUGGUUAUAUAUAUCCCAGGAGUUAACUGGUUAUAGAUUUCCCAGGAGCUAACUGGUUAUAGAUAUCCCAGGAGCUAUCUGGUUAUAUAUAUCCCAGGAGUGAACUGGCUAUAGAUAUCCCAGGAGCUAACUGGUUAUAUAUCCCAGGAGUUA